Molecule: messenger RNA, 843 nt
Organism: Centropristis striata (black sea bass)
Lineage: Eukaryota; Metazoa; Chordata; Actinopteri; Perciformes; Serranidae
Gene: lrrc10
Product: leucine rich repeat containing 10
Exons: 1
Coding region: 16-843 (275 amino acids)
Molecular function (GO): protein binding
Source: RefSeq, a predicted model, not a curated record
CAGAGACUGGGCAAGAUGGGUAACGCCAUGCGAGGCGUCAUUGCCUUCAUCCCCUCGGAGCGCUGUCAACGCUUCCUGGUGGGGGAUCUAAAGGAGAUGCCACUUGAUCGGACCCUGGACCUGAGCAGCCGGCAGCUGCGCCGGCUGCCUGUUGCUGCCUGUGCCUUCAGUGAACUGGUGAAGCUCUACUUGAGCGACAACAACCUCAGCAGCUUACCGUAUGAACUGCAGGGCCUGAAGAAGCUGCAGCUCCUUGCUCUUGAUUUUAACUGCUUUGAAGAGCUCCCUGCAGCUGUUUGCAAAUUGCCCCAGCUCAGCAUCCUUUACCUGGGUAACAACAGGCUUUACAGCCUCCCCAGAGAACUAAGAGAGCUCAAGGAACUUAGUACUCUGUGGCUGGAGACUAAUUGCUUCACUGUUUUCCCUAAGGUGGUUUGUGAGCUCUCUAAUCUCAAGACUUUGCACCUUGGAUAUAACCAGAUACAGAGUUUACCAAAAGAACUAAAAGGGCUGGAAGAGCUAAGAAGUAUCUGGCUUGCUGGGAACCAGCUGGCAGCGUUCCCACCCGUGUUGCUGGAAAUGCACUUUCUAGCCGUCAUUGAUGUGGAUCGGAACAAAAUACGUUACUUCCCAGGCCUGUCUCACUUGGAGGGGUUGAAGCUUGUCAUCUACGACCACAACCCCUGUGUUAAUGCCCCGGUAGUGGGCGAAGGAGUCAGAAGAGUGGGGCGCUGGGCAGACAGCUCAGAUGACGAGCAGGAAGAUGACGGGUCAAAAGCAGUGAGUGAGACUGCAGCAGAGAUCACCGAAGUACAACCUGAGGAGGAGCGCGAGAACAUUUAG